GGUGAUGGUAUCUCUCACUCUAUCAAAACACUAUAGAUUCGACAAACACAAAUUAUUUAGAAUGCUCCCCAAGACUUUGGAUCAGUUACAAUUGCUGAAAAAAAUGUAUACAGAUAUAAAAUACGAUUUUUGGAGUCAUCCGAGCCAAGUUGAUGUAAAUGUCGUAGUUUUAGUGGCGCCAGAAUAUCAAGAAGAUUUUAUGAAGCUUUUAAAUGAACACAGCAUAGACUUCGAAAUUGUUGUCAAUAACAUACAAGAAUUAAUAGAAGAGGAACGAGAAUCCUCAUUGCGAAACAUUGAAUUAGAAUUCAAUUGGGAUAACUACCAGCCACUUGAAAAAAUUUACAAUUGGCUUGAGAACCUACCUCUACAAUAUCCAACAGUUACUCUGAUCGAGGGAGGUAGAAGUUAUGAGGAUAGGAGUAUACUUGGGGUCAAGGUGUCAUUUAAGAAAGAAAACGAAAAAAGAGCCGUUUGGAUUGACUCCUUAAUUCAUGCUAGAGAAUGGAUUACCGGGGCCACAAGUACUUUCAUUUUAAAUGAAAUAUUGACUAGCACAAAUCCAGCUGUUAGGAAGACUGUAGAAAAUUUUGAUUGGUAUAUAUUGCCUGUUCUUAAUCCUGAUGGAUACGUAUUCACUCAGAAAACGCAUCGACUGUGGCGUAAGAAUAGAAGACCUCAUAGCGAAUACACAGACGAACGCUGUAUUGGAGUGGACCUAAAUCGCAACUGGGGUUACAUGUGGAAUAAUCAAACAAAAGAAGCAUGUAGAUCUGAAUUUCCAGGAAAGGAGGAGUUUUCCGAAAUCGAAACAAGCUCAUUGGCGCAAUAUUUAAGAGGACUAGAGGACAAUAUAAAAAUCGCCAUUAGCUUACACUCAUUCAGUCAGUUCAUUUUGUUCCCUUAUGCAUAUACCACUGAGCACAUAGAUAACUAUGAAGAAACGAGAGAAAUUGCUGAGGCUGCUGCAAAAACUAUCUACGAGCAGCCAGAUCAUUCUGUAUAUAUAGCUGGAGCUGUGUCUGAAUCAGACAUUGGUUUAAUAAGAGGCACUAGCAGUGACUGGUUCAAAGCUGUUCUUGGUGUUCCUAUAGUAUUUGCAUUCGAAUUACGUCCAUCAGAAAAUAGUAAAACGGGGUUUUUAUUGCCAGCAGAAGAGAUUAAACCGACUGCGAAAGAAUUCAUGGCAUCUCUAAUUACUAUUUUAGAGAAAUAUAAUAACAUUACUACUAACUAUUAA
Molecule: messenger RNA, 1240 nt
Organism: Diorhabda sublineata
Lineage: Eukaryota; Metazoa; Arthropoda; Insecta; Coleoptera; Chrysomelidae
Product: zinc carboxypeptidase-like
Exons: 7
Coding region: 5-1240 (411 amino acids)
Biological process (GO): proteolysis
Molecular function (GO): metallocarboxypeptidase activity; zinc ion binding
Source: RefSeq, a predicted model, not a curated record